AUGUCCACAGGGAUUCAUACCGCGUCCGCUAUCCCGGAGCUAACCAGCACCCAACUCAAGAAUAUACACCAGGCUUUGGAUACACAACUAAACAGCACGAUCCUCUGUUCAUUAUGGCAUGGAUUCUACACAGGAGUACUGGUAACAACCUUGUGGACUAUUGCCCAAAGCAAAAAUCGUCUACACGGUCGAGGGUCACGUUUCCUCCUAAUCAUUAUCCUGCUUCUAUACAUGUUCACGACUUUCGGCAUACUAUGUACCUGGAUAUUGUUGACCCGGUCAUUCAUCAUUAAUGGGCAAAGCUUUUGGACGAGAUACAAAACUCUGUUCAACCCAUCUCCUGCGAUUCACUUCAUCGGGGGACUGGCUGCUUGCUUCUGCACUAUCCUUGCCGAUACUUCUCUAGCAAGGCCCCUCUCCUUCUAUCUGGCGCUGCUGGACUGCGUGGGGGCAGUCUUGGCGUGUUGUGCUCGUUCCAAUGAUUUGCACUACUCUGGCAGUCGGGUAUUCGUACUCUACUAUGACUUUGCUUCCCAGUCGGACGGCGAAUACGGAUCGGCAUCAAUCCUUUACACCCUCAAGUCUGUCAACUGGGCCGUUCUUUAUUCUUCGCUCGUUUUGGCUACCUUGCUUUGGUGCACAAUCCUCAUCGUGUACCGCAUCCUCAUAGUCAGUGGUAUUGCCACAGGUAUCCGUGUAUAUCGCAGAGUGAUAGAGAUCAUGGUGGAUUCCGCCUCUCUUUAUUCUGCCGUGAUCAUCGUUCUGUUGGUGUUCGAAGUUCACAAUGAGGUUGUUGGAAAUUAUCUGACAUCCAUAUCUGUCGGGAUGAGGGGAAUUGUACCUACAAUUUUGGUCGGCCGUGUUGCUGCAGGGCAUACACGCCCAGACGAUAGCGGGGGCGACUCGAGAAGCACGGUGUCGUCGCUUGAGUUCGGAAAUCAUUCAAUCAGCCAAGACAGUAGCACUCGAAUGGAUGCUGAAGACGAUUUGUCCUUGCGUGCAACGUUGGACUUGGAGGAAGGCCUAGAGGAAGGCUCGCAAUGCAGGAACUAUGGGAGGGCAGAAAAUGCCUAG
Molecule: messenger RNA, 1074 nt
Organism: Desarmillaria tabescens
Lineage: Eukaryota; Fungi; Basidiomycota; Agaricomycetes; Agaricales; Physalacriaceae
Exons: 6
Coding region: 1-1074 (357 amino acids)
Source: RefSeq, a predicted model, not a curated record